UUAUAAGUUCGUUUACACUCGCAUUCAGCGCCUUUAAUUCUUACUGUCUUUAGGUCACAGCAUUUUGGCAGGUUGCUGACGGCUUCAUCAUCAGCAGUCAAUUAUAUGCAAUGCAUUGAUGCGAGAAUAGAAGCACUGGAGGAUAACGCCUGCAUACGUCAGCCCAUAGAGUAUAGUAGGAAUGAAUAGAAUCAGUCAUCUACUAACUAACAUCUACUAAGCUCAACUAACUUCGAGAAUAGGUGCCAGUAAGUUUAUUGGAUCUGGUGAAACGAUGACCUCAAGACUACAGCGUCGGCGCACGCACAUGUUGCGCAAGACAGCGCGCGUGUUCUUUAGCUCGCCAUUCGGCGGGCUGGAGGAAGAGAGGGAGGAGCUCACUAAGAAAUACUGGCCUCAGCUUGAGAGCAUGUGUAGCAAGGCGGGCUACGAGUUCAUCCCUGUGGACCUGCGGUGGGGCAUCACGUCCGAGAUGUCAUCUAGCGCCGUCACAAUCAAGGUCUGCCUGAGCGAGAUGGACCGCUCCGACAUGAUUGUUGGCUUCUUUGGGCAGCGCUAUGGCUGGCAUGGCAACAAUGAGCUGCUGCAGAAGAGCUUUGACGUGGCCGCCGUCAAGUACCCGUGGGUGAACGAGUACCGGGACCGCGCGGUCACCGAGCUGGAAUUCCUUCACGGUCACCUAAGGAACCCUGGAGCACGGCCUGCUUGCUUCUUCUUCAGGGAUAAGGCGUAUGAUGACAAGAAACUUGAAGAAGCCCUUGCAAAAGACGACCAGCAACAAAUUCGCAAAUUCCGCGCCAUCACAGAUGGACCAAACGCUGCCGAGCUACUGGAUAAUCUGAAGCGCAGAGUAGAGGACACAUGGGAUAAGUGUUUAGCAGUGCACAUGAGUUACGCGACUCCCCAGGAAGGUGCUCGUCUUAUGUUUGAGACUAUCAAGAAAUACUUUAACGAGGUGCUCCUGGCAUCCCCUGCCGAGUCCCUUAAGGAACAAGACCUCGAGAACGUCCAACAUGACGUGUUCCUAGCCAGUAGGCUUGGCAUGGGCGGGGCUUACGUGGGCGGGGCUAAGUACAUAUCCAUGAUUGACAGACAUUUAUCAACCAAGGGGCAGAGCAGGCCAAUUGUUGUUCUAGGAAAUGCAGGUAGCGGAAAAUCAUGUCUACUCAGCAAUUGGAUAACGGCUCAUCAACUUCGUCACCCCACUGACGUAAUUGUCUAUCAUUUUGUGGGCUCAUCCAGCGAAAGCACAGUUCCAAAGUUUCUCCUCUCGAGACUUGUGAACGAGCUGUUUGAGGAAGUCCAAGAAAAGCAGAUCAAUAAUAACGUCACUUUCGGUCCCUUGGAUGAAGGCCUGAGAGCUGCUAGCAGUGAUAACGAGCCUGACCUUAUAAGGAAGAUUCGGGCGCUAACUGCGAAGCUCACGGAGACUGGAGCUAGUGUUUUCCUUGUGGUUGAUGCGUUGAACAAAGUGGACGUGACGGGACAAACAAUGAAGGCUCUUUAUUGGCUCCCUAAAGACCUACCACAUGGAGCCCAUCUAGUUGCAUCGACGCUUGCCUCCGACACAGCCAAUAUACGGGAACUUGAGACCAGAGGCUGUGAGACCAUAUCCAUAGCUGCACUUCAGCACAGCGAGCGUGAAGAGAUAGCACUGGCGACGUUGAAAAUUCGCGGGAAAACCCUGUCAACACAGCAACGCGAGAGAAUAUUCCAGAAGCAACAGACCCAGAAUCCUCUUUACUUGAAAACGUUACUUCAGGAAUUGCUGAGUUUUGGAGAAUUUUUCCAGCUAGAUGCGUACAUCGACGAUCUGUUGGAAGCCAACGACACUAAGGGAUUGUUCACAAAGUUUCUCAAACGAUUGGAAACUGAUUACAAUCCCGAGGACUUUGACGGCAACUUGAUAGAACAGGUCCUGAGCUGUAUUCUGGUAUGUAGACAAGGUUUAUCUGAGAACGAGCUCAAGUCCAUAUUACAGAUCAGCGAUCAGAACUGGUCUGCUCUCUAUUUCGCGCUCGAUGACUUCCUGGUUUUUCGCUCCGGCUUAUACAAUUUUGCGUACGACGAGCUCCGUGACGCUGUGCAAGAGCGGUAUUGCCAAAGCAGCGAAAAGCGCAAAGAGUUCAUCGUAAAGGUGGUGAAUUACUUCGAGGAGAAACUUGGGGGGCGUAGUCUGAUGUACGAUACCACUAUUCCCACGCGAGUGCUCAAGGAGCUAUCCUGGCUGCUGAAGAACCUGGGAGAUAGCGAUCGGCUCGUGGCUUGCCUGCUUCACCCCGCCGUCUUCUACUCUCUCAGAAGUGGUCUUGAUCAAUACGAUUUGGCCAAUUACUGGGCUGUAUCCGGGCUGGAUGGUGACACAAUCGUUGCUAAGCAAAAAAAAGUGAUUGACGACCAGAUGAUAUUGUUCUACAAUGAAGCCAUCGAUAAGGGAAAUGACCAGAAAAGCGCACUAAGAAAGAUGUCUCACUUUGUGUACGAGCUGGCCCAGUUCCUCGAGAAUGCAGGAUAUCUCAGCUCUGUGGAGCCGCUUCUCGAACGAGCCCUACAAAUGGAGCGAGCUCUGUACGGCGAGGAUGCCAUCCAGACCGACGCCGACGCAGCCGAGCGUUACGUGAAUAUCGCCAACACCCUGGCAUGUCUCUACGUCGACACGGAGCAGUUUGAUAAAGCAGAUACCAUGCAUAGAGAAGUGCUGCAUAUCAAGGAAAAGUUCGCCGAAAAGUGGGAGCGUGGAGCCUACUAUCUAGCGGUUGGCUAUAAUGGCCUUGGCGUGCUCAACUACCGGCAAAACAAAUUUAAAGAAGCGGAGGAAUUUUAUAACAAAGCGUUGGAGAAGCAUCACGAAGCAAAGUCAGGGCUAAAGGAGAUCGCUGAACUGCACAAUAACAUCGGCGUCACGCACUUCUCGAUGGGUGAAUACAACAAAGCCGCCAACUCAUUCGAGGAGGCGCUGAAGCUGUACGAUGAGGUGUUCUUUGGUCACCUGCCACCGGAUGUGGGAGGAACUAUCCUUAACCUAGCCAUGAUCUACCGACGACUUGAAGGGAAGCACGCGAAGGCAGAGCCUCUUUAUCAAAGAGCGCUGGAGAUCCGUGAAAACGCUUAUGGCCCAAACCAUCACGAGGUCGGACAGACACUGCUGAGCUACUCGGCCUAUGUACUGUACAGCGACUCGGCCAAGGCCGUGGAGUUAGCUAAGCGAGCCGUGGGGAUAUACGAGGCUUCGCUAGGGCUGAGUCAUAUAAACACCCUUAAUGCCCUUGAAAAUGUGGCCCUUGGCUACCUCGUCAUGGACAAGAAAGACGAAGCACAUGAAUACUUCAAGAAAGCAGGUGAGGAGAAAAGUAAAACGGGCCGUAUGGAGACCUCCAUUCAGAAAAUGAAUGCGAUAAUGGCGGACUAUUAUCUAAACAGCGGACAGAACGACGAAGCGCGCCAGCUUUUCAGUCGAAUUGUACAAGCAAGCUGGGCCACGGAACGUGAUUUCGCGGCACUGGACUUCCUGGACUCCGAACUACCGGAACGACCAGCCAGGCCCUUUGAACACAGUGUGGAACACGCGAUUAAAAAGUUUCCCAAAAGCCAGAUGCUGCUCGGCCGACUACAGGUCAAAUAUUCCAAGUCAGGUAACGCGCGGUCCAUGCUCCAAGUCCUGGCAAAUGGCGACUUUGGCGUGGAGCAAUAUAAUCUCGCGUAUAAAAGCUUUAACGAGGAAAACCACAAACGAGAGGGCAUGGAAAUACUCAUUGAGGCGCACAACAAGUUCCCGGAAGAUAAGAUCAUUAUGCAUAAUCUGAGUGAUGCGCAUGCGCACUACAGGGAGUACAAGGCCGCUUGCGCAGUGCUUCAGAAGUUGAUGAAAGCUGGUGACGACCCCGAGGUGGCGACACUUGAGUUGUACGCGCGCAUGCUCAGUUUAUCAGGGCGCCCUCAUGACGGCAGAGAGAUGUACGCUAAAGCUCUGAAGCAAGCGGAGAAGACUGGUGACGAGGAGGCUUUUAAUAGGUUGAACUCAACGGUGAAACUGCUAAACGAAAUGUAGUGCAGCCAAUGAUGAUGCAGCUCUGAAUACGACACUCGGCCUAUGAAUGAACAAUGAAUGAAUAUUAGGAGCAAUUGAAUUGGACAAGGAGAGAUGCACUUUAACCGCGACACGACACGUCACUUCAUGAGAUCACACGCGCGGAUGAAGGGGGGUGGGUGAGGGGGGGUGGGGGCGAGACUCUCCUUUCACCCCUUGACAAGAUAUAGAGCAUUACAGUCAUAUAGACAAUUUAAAUACGACGCGAAACAAGCAGAUUACUCUCUGCGCACAUAAUAAACAUGGGGUACACGAAAUUUGCUUUUGAAAGUCUGAAAAAAAUGUAAGACGCUGAAAAGAAAUGCAAAAAUGAUGAAUAUCGUUUAUCAAAUUUUAUUUGAACGAUGUCAGACAUGUGUACUGAUUGAGUCAACUCUUGCAUUGAUUGAUUUGCCAAAUCAAGGACAGUAUACAUCUUUAGGCAUUUGUUCUUUUAAAUAGUUUUUGUUAACCAGGUAAGAUGUUCACACUUAAAAUUUGCUAUGAUGCAAUAAGGAGACAAUAAAGACAAAGUGCAACCAG
This is a messenger RNA of Nematostella vectensis (starlet sea anemone), 4609 nucleotides long. Its product is annotated as TPR repeat-containing protein DDB_G0287407. Gene Ontology annotation, cellular component: Cul4-RING E3 ubiquitin ligase complex. The record is from RefSeq and is a predicted model, not a curated record. NCBI's taxonomy places the organism in Eukaryota, Metazoa, Cnidaria, Anthozoa, Actiniaria, Edwardsiidae. Bases 275 to 4048 code for a protein of 1257 amino acids. The transcript has 26 exons. Gene Ontology annotation, molecular function: protein binding.